Messenger RNA from Hydractinia symbiolongicarpus, 2437 nucleotides. RefSeq names its product prostatic acid phosphatase-like. NCBI's taxonomy places the organism in Eukaryota, Metazoa, Cnidaria, Hydrozoa, Anthoathecata, Hydractiniidae. Gene Ontology annotation, biological process: lysosome organization; dephosphorylation. Gene Ontology annotation, molecular function: acid phosphatase activity. The transcript has 13 exons. Gene Ontology annotation, cellular component: lysosome. The record is from RefSeq and is a predicted model, not a curated record. Bases 7 to 1302 code for a protein of 431 amino acids.
GUGAAAAUGAAUUACUUCGUAUUUGUGCUGCUUAUUGCUUUUUGUCCAUUUGGAAAGACAAGUGAUGCCAAAACACUUGAGAUGGUUCAUUUACUGUAUCGUCAUGGCCAUCGAUCUCCAAUAUAUAUCUACCCAAAAGAUCCAUACCAAGAGAAUACAUCUUGGCCUGAUGGACUGGGCAGACUUACACAGAUUGGUAUGAAUAUGGAGUAUGACCUUGGAAAGUUUCUAAAGUCCAGAUAUAUCAGCCAAAAUUCAUUAGUUAACUCUUCUUAUCUUUACAAAGAGGUUUAUAUUCGAAGUUCUGAUGUUGAACGGUGUUUGCAAAGUGCUGAAACACAGUUGGCAGGCUUUUAUCCACCCAAAGGCUAUCAGGUAUGGAACACAGCUAUACCAUGGCAACCUGUACCAGUACAUACUGUACCUGCUGAUGAAGAUGCGGUAUUAAGACCAGAUGAUACAGUUUGUCCACGAUUGUUUGAGCUAGAAGAUGACAAAAAAAGAGAACCCAUAUAUUUACAGAAACAGGCGCAAUACAAGGACUUUAUGAAACAACUUAGUAAUUAUACUGGUAUGCUUGUAAACUUCGAUAAUCUAUGGCAGAUCGGAGACGCUUUAAAAUCUGAGAAAGUGGCUGGUUUUAAAAUUCCUAGUUGGGCGCAGCAAAACUGGAACAAGCUUUUGGAAAUUACAGAAUGGGUAUUUCUUAACAAAUACAAGGGUAGUGAUGAGCUGGGAAGACUUUUAGGGGGGACGUUACUUGGAAUAAUGAACGAUAAUAUGGAAAAACGUAAGGAAGGCAAAUACCUUGAUCUUCUUCAUAAAUUAUACAUAUUUUCGGGGCAUGAUACUUCGAUACUGUCGUUAACUGCUGCUCUGGAUAUAGAAAUGUCUGUGCCAACAUUUGCGUCAUGCAUGAUGGUGGAACUCUACAAAGAUUCUGGAAACAAUUAUUUCGUUGAAAUACAUUAUCGAAAUGAUAGCAGUGGCUCCACUUACCCUAUGAAAUUGAAAGAAUGCGAUUACCAAUGUCCUUUAGCUGCUUUUAUCAGUUUGACAAAAAAUCGUGUACCAACUAACAGGGAUAAAGAAUGCAAUUUCCCUAAGAAAACAGAUUUUUUUACUGUUUAUCGCCUAAAAAUUGCUUCAUUACUCUUUGUUGUAACCACUGUUCUGUUGCUGAUGAUCAUCAUUAUACUGUGCAUCAGAAGAAGGGCGUAUUUCACACGUAGAAUGGCUUAUAAAGUAAAUAGCUAUGGUGACGAUGAAAGUUUAAUACAGGAAAUGAAGGAAGAACUUUAAUAGUAUUUUUUAUGGUGGAACUUUUUUGGGGUGUUUUUACAUAGGCUGGUUAGUAAUUAAUAGAAUAGUGAAGCAUAUUAAUACCAAUUCUUGACAGUUAAACAAAUGUGGCAAGUUCAGGGUAUACUUGAAGGGUAACCAAUUUAUACCUAAGCUAGAUUGUUUAUUAAUUUCUAAAAUACUAAAAUAAAAAAAUUCAUUGUGGAUUGUAGUGAAGACAAUUCCUUACUGGGAAAUCGGGCAAACCUUCAAUUGGAUUUGGUAGAUAAGUUUUAUGGAACUAUUUGUAUUUUAGAUGUUAUUGGAUUAGUUUAUUUUCUAAAUAAUUGAUAGACGAUGAUGAUGUUUAUUAUGUCCAGUAUUCUAAUAGUUAGUGACGUUCUUGACAGAGACCUUUUUUUUAAAAGAAAACAAAACUGUGUAAUAAUGUGUCGUUAUUUUUAUUUUUUAUAUUUUAAAAGCAUUAAGCAUUGCAAACACCUGUCGUAACGCAUUGUUUUUUGUUUUUUUCAAUACUAUUUUUGUCAAAAUGUUCCUUAAAACGGGAAAAAAAUGUAAUAUCACAUUGACAUUAUUUGUCAUCAUGGUUUUUUUCGGGUUCCAUGUGAAACGAAAGAACAAAAGUAACUCUAUGCAAAGUUGUCAAGCGAAAAUAUUUGGAUGUAGCAUAAUAAAUAUGCUUUCAAAUCUCAUUACUGUAUCAUAUAUUAUUUUGAUUUUUAAGAGAAUUUUGGAAGAUUUAUACUUCCUGAUUAAAUGUUUUUAAUGAAGAUUGAAAUGAAGUAGGAUUUUUUUACCGUUUACCACCGACCAAAAAAUGUUUAGUCAGAGAAUUUUCAACAAUAUUUUGUCUUCCCAGUGUUAUUCCGAAUUCCGACCCAAGCUAUAUUUUUAAGAAUAGCUAAAUAGCUAAAAAUGAUUCCAACAAACUGAUAAACAAAUAAUCAGUCUGCACAACAAUAUUUGUAUGUAUAUAUAGUAAAUAAGGAUGGCCUUUCAAUUUAUUUCUUCAUUUUACAAUAUUUUUACACCGACGUUUUCAAUUUUAACCACUUGUUUUUUUAUAAAAACUGGCAUGGUGUAGCAUGAAUAUGUAUUUUUGUAGUAUUAGUAGUUGUAAAAUAUUUGAACCAAA